Miscanthus lutarioriparius is the source of this 1494-nucleotide messenger RNA. NCBI's taxonomy places the organism in Eukaryota, Viridiplantae, Streptophyta, Magnoliopsida, Poales, Poaceae. The record is from the annotation of a GenBank genome assembly.
AUGUCGACCUUCCCUCCCCCACCCCCCGCCGCCGCUAGGAGCCCCCUCACCAGGGUGCGCCUCGACGACCUGGCCCCGUUCGACGGCGCCUCCACUCCGGCCUACGCGCGCGCAGUCCACGCCGUCGCCGCUUCCCUCACGCGCCACGGCGCCGCCGCCGUCGAGCUCCCUGCAGCGGACGCCGCUGUCGUCCGCUGCGCCCUCGAGUCCGCCCGUGGCUUCUUCCGCGUCCGCCCCGGCCUCUAUGUCUACCGCGCCGGGAGGGCUCUGGAUGAUGGAGAGUUGUCACCUGCUUGCAUGGCUGAUGCUUUCAGAUGUUUGGGUAAGGCUGCCCGUGCUGCUCUCUGUGCAAUAGCACGGAACCUUCGUUUACGUUCAGAUGCUUUCAGCCAUUUGCUUGAUGACAACCCAUUGCCUCUUGAUGAGGUUUCAGCUUCAGAAUUGAUGGUGUCAUUUUCUCAUGGACACCCCCAAAGCAGCCAAGCACCUAUGGUGGGCCUCAGGUCAUCAAUGGCUGAAGUUGAUAGAGGUUUUGUUACACUGGUUGCUUCUGACCAUCCAGGAAUUGAGGUUUGCAACCCAAAUGGUCAUUGGUACCCAGCAGAUGCAGGCUCAAGCCCUGAUGUCCUAUUGCUUUUGACUGGAAGAGCCUUGAGUCAUGUUACUGCUGGUCUACAGCUAAAUUCUCAGUACAGGAUCACUAAUAAUGGAAACAGGGCAUCACUCAUGUUUAGGCUGAUGCCUCGUGCCAAUGCUAUAUUGGACUGCUCUCCAAUUUCAGCUGCUGGGCAUUGCAUACCGCAGAUCCACCGACCCAUAUCUGCAAGCCAGUUUAUGGAUGAUUUGCGUGCUGAAGAGAAUGUUUACCAUCACUUGGAAGCACCACCUGAAUCACAGGGAAACUUUGUUAAUGAACCAUCGCUCAGAAGUGUACUAUCAGACCCUUUGUCUGGGGCUUUUCUUGAAGAUGCUAUGGUUCUCUCAUGUGGGCACUCGUUUGGUGGCCUCAUGCUGAAGAAAGUUCUUGAAAUGGCAAGGUGCAGCAUUUGCAACGGAGAAGUUGAUGAGGCCUCCUUGUUUCCUAACCUUGCUCUAAGAGCGGUAGCUACAGUGGUGAAGAUGGAAGACGAUAGGAGGCUCUUUCAUAACGCUGCUCUUCGAAAGCGCCGGAAAGAAGUGACUGAGCAUAUGGACGCCCAAAGGCGAAAUGGAAGUAGCAAGGACAGUAUUGAGCUGGGGUUAGAUGCUGAAAGCCCUAGAGCGUUCAAGGGGGUGCAGUACCCGUUUGUGGCGGGUGAGAGAGUCGUGAUCAUGGGAAAUAAAAGGACGCCUGAUAAAUUCGUUGGGAAGGAGGCGGUGGUGACAUCACAGUGCCUGAAUGGCUGGUACCUUGUGAAGGCAGUUGAUAGCGGAGAAAGCAUACGGCUGCAGUACAGGUCGCUGAGGAAAGCGGGGGAGCUAAAGGUGCAAGCACUCCUGCAGAGUAGACAAUGA